AUGACUUUCUGGGAUGAAGAUCGCUGCCCAUAUGGUCGAGUUACACCUGACUAUGGCCAAGGUCUAGGCAGUGCUAAAGUCCCCAGUCACCUUCCAUUUCCGUCAUCUAAUAAUUUUCAGCCAGUGAAACGUCAUGCUGGUAAACCUCACAUUGACCGACGCUCUUCCGUUGACCUCUUUUCAGAUAUCAGAGUUGUUCAGCCAAAUCAAGUGAUUUUCAGAAUGCUGGCAAAAAUGACUGCAACAAGUAGUGAUACAAACGAAGCUUUGCUUUUCACCAAACCACCAAUACAAUUGGUCCCUGGACGCAUUCUGGCGAGCUCUCAAAGUGGAGGAAUUUUAGACAAGGUUAUUGCUGUGUCGUCUAUUGGUACUUACCAAAUUAUCAAGACUAUUUCUGCAUCAUUGGAAGACAUCAUCAAGUAUGCUGACUUCACUGAACAAGUACAACUAAGAAGUCUCAUUCAUAAAUCAGCCAUAGAGCAUCUUCCUGAACCGGAUGCUUUACAGAACAUCAUUAGUGCCAACACUCCUUCUCUUGAAGGCGCACCAGUUACAUAUGUUGUUCCAAGAAAUGUUGCAAUUUAUAAGUGUGUUGGAGACUAUAGCAGUGGAACAUACAUGAUUGUGCUACCCAAACAAUCGGCUGCUACUCUUGCACUUGACAACGGUGAAGGGAUUGUAAGCAUACAGAGCUCAGGAUUUAUAGAAAUUGUGCAGUCUGUAACCUCGUCUGGUGGUCACACAUUUGUUCACACAACUCUAGCUGAUUGCACUCAAUCAAGAGCUCCUGUACAAGUCAAGUCUGACAUCACGACAACCUCUUCCAUAUCUGUUACUCCAUCAAUAACUGGACUGGGUGGUGAUGGAACGUUGGGUUUGUUGAUCUACAAAGACUAUUUACCUUCUAGUUUAGACAUCUCUGUCGGUGAUGCUGUGGUUGGCCGUCCAAGUGGUCCAUUAGCUGGUUAUGUUAAGAGCUACUUUGACUCUGCAGACGGUACUCUGACAUACAUUGAACUGGAUCCAACAAGUGGUAUCGGAAGACCUGCAUGUCGACCAGAUGAGGAUCUUGGUGUUGUCGUUGGUGGUGGUGGAGAGUUGGGACCUGUUGUGAUAGGAGAAGGUGCCACUGAUACGGACCGUCUUGACAUCAGUCCAAUUGAUGAAUAUAGCACUGAUCAAGAAGAGCAAAUUGCAAAGACUUGGUGCAACAAGACGGUUAGAACUCCCUUCUUUCUCCAUCAGAUCAUUCAAUCACAAAUUUCUUCUGUAGGUAAAUUAACAGCUAAAUUACAAGUUUCAUUCUCACCUACAGUCACGAUGACUCUGAGAAGCAGUCACACUAGUCCGUUUGUGUCCAAAAUUGGCUUUGACUUUAGAGGCGGAGCAGUGAUGGGCACCAAGACCAAAGUCAACGUCGACUCAACUGAGUAUAACAUUUCUGGUACUGUUGAAGGACCAUCAGGAGUAGAGGCCUUGUCUGUUGGUCAACAGUUGUCAUCAUUCUGUGUAGACAUCGGUCUAAUUUGUAUACCCGGUCGUCUUCUGUUUUCUGCCAACUUCUCAUAUUCUAUUGCUUACACACUGGCUAGCUCUGCUCAGUUUGCCUUCACUCAUGAAUACGAAUCAACAGGAACAUUGAAUUUUGGCAUACAGUGGCGUACAAACAUUGGGUUUGAGUACAACAAGAAGGUUGAAAUGAAGGCUCAUCAGACACUGCCUACAGGAACAUUCACGUCCACCAGCCAGACUAGAGGUCAAUCUGCGUCUUUGACAACGACAUUUUUGCCUUCAUUUGGGAUAGAAUGGCCUGCUCCCUAUAAACUAUCUGACUAUAUUGAAACGAUUAUUCCUGUUUUCAUCAAUAGCCGAUUAACAACGAGCUCCGUUACCUCAUCUGCGUUUUCUUCAUUCAGCGCAGACUUCCGACCACAACUAGUGGGUCAGUGGAAAGCAACCGAAUGCGAGGACGGCUGUCAUUUUAAUCAAAAACUGGGCGUAGAUAUUCUGGCAGGGAUCGAAGAGGUGGGUGCAUUGAGCACUCUAGACUUCCGCUAUCUGAAGUCUUCUAAGUAUCUUCAACCAUGGAAGUCAGCAGAGCUCGUAGACAUCGUUACGGGCUUGUGUCUGCAACAGGCGUCACCUUGUGCUUGCAAUUGCCCUGGGAAUGCCCCUUGUCACAGCUUUGGCAACAUCAACUUGUGUCAAGCUUGCGCAUGUGCCGGUAACCCAUCUUGCUCAUGUGUCCAACCUUGUCCUCCCGGUACAAUAGAAGACAAGGAUAUAACGGGGACGAUUCGUUGUAAAUGUCGCUGUUCGGAUUUUGGUUUGGCUGAUUUAAACGCAAACGGUACUUGUGAGUGUGGAUGCAUCUGCAAUGACGGCAGCGUCAGUGUAAUUGGACCGGAUGGGCACUGUGAUUGCUCUUGUAAGUGCAACAACUGUGAAGAUGCUACUCUGGGACCGAGCGGAUGCAGCUGUCCCAAUGACAGAUGCCCGGCUUGUGCAGAAGGUUUGGAACCAGUUUGGCAAGAUUGUGUGUGUAGUUGUCAGUCAAAGCAAGGACGAGGAGGAUUACCACCCGUUUGUGCUGAUGGCUGGAAGGGACCAUUUUGCGAUGUACCUGACUGCAGUCCCUGGCCAUUUUGCUCUGAUAACGGCAUUUGUACAAUUCCAUUUGGAAACAGCGCAGACGGGCACCCGUAUUGUGUUUGUGAUGACCAGUGGAUAGGAUCUGGAUGUCACAUAGCCCGCCCUCGACCAGGUGGUGGAGAUCCUCAUUUACAAACACUAGACGGUAUUAGUUAUGACUUCUUUGAUAUUGGAGAGUUUUGGUAUUGCAAGAGCAAACGUAACGACUUUGGCAUGUCAACACGAUUCUUUAAGUAUCAACAUGCCUCUCUCAUUGGAGCUGUGGCUGUGAAAGCAGGUUUUAGUGUAGUCACUAUUACAACUCCUACUCAAGCAAGUUCUACUGAUCUACCUUUUCUUAGAAUCAAUGGCGUCUUGGUUGUUUUGACUAAUGGCUUGAUGUUGGAUUUGGAUAAUGAGCAAGUGCACGUUGAAGCUGUUCUGUUCAGUAAUGGCAGCAUGGAAAGCAGCAAUGACAAUAGUGGCAGCAGUGUAGCUCUGAUUGCAUUUCAGUAUGCCAGUGGUGUCUCUGUGACCAUCGACGUGCGUUACAGUUUUGGCAUGCAGCGUCAAUUCAUCAACAUACUAUUCUCACCAACUGCCUCAUUCAAACGCUCAACUGAAGGUUUGUGUGGAUAUAUGGACGGAGAUAUGAGCAAUGAUCUGGCUUAUUUCGAUAAGAGGCGAAUUGAUAGGACAUUUAGUGGAUCUGGUUUAAAUGGCACGUGGUCAUGGAAUCACUCCAACUUCCACAAGGAUGACAAAUUGGACAUUACGUACACUGAUCCCAACUUUGUUCCUGUUUAUAGUGUCAACGAUUUGGAUUCUGAUCUUGUCAAGAUGGCACGAUCUGUGUGCUCUCAACUUGGACUGAGUGGAGUGAGGCUUGACGAGUGCGUGUUUGACGUUGCAGUGACUAAUGAUACAUCACUGGCAGAGCAAGAAACAUUCCAGAUUGGAUGUCCAACUCAAUGUUCUGGCAGAGGUCGCUGUGUCAAUGGUUCUUGUGUGUGUCUGCCUGGUUGGUAUGGAGAUGACUGUAGUACAGGAUCAUGUGCCAACUGUAGUAGAAAUGGUGAGUGUGUGUCUGGCUUCUGUCAAUGUCAUUUUGGUUGGGACGGACCUCACUGUGAUAUUCCAGCAACUUGCUAUGGAGUUGAAAACUGCACGAGUCUUUUACAUGGUCUGUGCAAGGCCAAAGAUGUGUGUGAGUGCACACCAGGAUUCACAGGGAUCACGUGCAACGAGAGAGCUGUGUGUCUUAAUGUGAAUGAAUGUUCUGAUCAUGGAGUGUGUGUUGAUCAUGACAAGUGCAAGUGUGAUGUUGGAUGGGCAGGAAGCAACUGCAGCGUCUUCUCGUGUGAAGUGAACGGAUACUGCAGCGGUCAUGGUUCAUGUGUUGGUUUUGAUGUCUGUCUCUGUGACGUCGGUUGGGGUGGUAGAAGUUGUGCUCUUCCUCUUUGCACUAGUUUAAACGAUUGUUCUGGAAACGGAGACUGUACAUCUCCUGGAGUUUGUAGUUGCUAUAAUGGUUAUACACGAGACGACUGUUCUGUUCCUGACCGCUGUCCUCGACUCAAUGAUUGUUCUUCUAACGGUUUGUGUGUCUCACAGAACGGAGUGGAUGUGUGUAGAUGUUUUCCAGGUUAUAAAGGACGAAACUGCAGCGAGUCGUCAUGCGCAGGCAGAAAUGAUUGUUCUGGUCACGGCAAGUGUAUCGAAGUGGAUCUGUGUCAGUGUGAUUAUGGAUAUAUGGGAGCUGAUUGCAGCAGUUAUUCGUGCGAGCAACAUCGAUUCUGUUCGGGUCGUGGUCGUUGUUUGUCACUGGACAAAUGUACGUGUGACAGCAAGUGGAGCGGUGCAGCGUGUGACGUGCCUGACUGUUCGGGAGUUAGAAACUGUUCCAGUUUGACUCAGGGAACUUGCAUCGGCCCAGAUACGUGUCUGUGUGCAGUUCAAUAUGAUGGCAGCGAUUGUAGCAUUUUGGCUGGGCCAAACAUCAACCCACCGGUAUUCGGUAAUCAUUCUGUCGUCACUGUACCAGUGGCUAGUGAUUCUCUAGUGGGAACUCCCGUCUUAACACGUUCAGCUACAGACAAAGACUCGGGAAAGAACGGUCGUCUUACUUACACAAUCAUCAGCUCCAACAAUGAUCAUUCCUACUUCAAAGUUGACCGCAACACGGGACAAGUCAAAACAGCCAAGUCGGUCAGUGACCGGCAAGGAACAUUACUCGUUUUUACGUUGACUGCAACGGAUAACGGCGUACCUUCUCUUUUGGCGUCAAUCAAAAUUCGAAUUUCUGUGAUUCCACCCAACCAAUAUUGUCCGACAUUUAGUGAAUUUCCUAAUACGGUUAUUGUGUCUGAAUUGGCUUUGCCUGGUACUUCUGUUGUGAAUUUGACAGCAACUGACUUGGACGGUAGCGACACUUUCAACGGCAAUGUGUUAUUUUCACUCAUUGGGAAUAAAGAUUUCUCAAUCGAUUCUCAGUCUGGUGAGAUAACAACUGAGCGGUUACUGACGGCUGAAGCGUACAGUUUGACUGUCGUUGCUUCUGAUCAAGGAAGUCCACAAUGCAACAAUAAAGCCAUCAUUAACGUUCGCGUCCAUUCUACUAACACGGCUCCUGUUUGUAAUCCUUCAAGUGUGGCUACUUCGUUGCCUUAUGAUGUUUCUGUGGGUACAAUUGUAUUCAAACUGCUGGCUGUCGACCCUGACAAUGGAAGUGAUGGACAACUUAGCUCCUACAUUUCCAAUUUUAGAUCAACAUUCCUCAAUAAUGUGUCUCCUUUCAGACUCAUUGAGAGAAAUGGCGAGGCCUAUGUAGCAGUUACGUCGUCUCUCGCUCAGCCUUCUGGAAGUGGCUCAGUCUAUUAUGAUGCUUUUUUUCAAGUAAACGUACGGGACUCGGGAACACGGCCCAAGUCAUGCAGCUACUCUGCAGCCGUCGUCGUCACGCAGAGGUUUCAAUUUAGACAUUUAAUGGUAUCUUCUGCGCUUCACGAGAAUGUACGUAAAGGAACCGUUGUUUUAACGAAUCCAUCUCUGCAGCUAGUGACGAACGUCAGUAAUGUGAAAUAUGAAUUGUUCAACGCUUAUCAUCUUCCCAUUGACAUCAAUCCUACAACCGGAAUAUUAACGGUUUCGAAGUCACUCAACUACGAAGAAGUUAAAGACUACGACGUGAGCGUUGUUGCUAGGACUGACCAGAUACCGGGAGCAUUUGCUGUCGCUUCUUUAUCCAUAAACGUUCAAGAUGUGAACGACAAUCCACCUCGAUUUUCCUUUUCUCGCUACACUGUCUAUGUCCGAGAAGACGCAGCGGGAGGGAGGAGACUUUUAUCUCUCACAGCUACAGACGUAGACUCCGUUGGAGGUCCUGUUUCAUACUCUGUGUCUUCACAAACUCCACUAAACGCCAGUAGUGUGUUUGUUGUCAGUCAAUCGAAUGGAGGUGUUGAUUUGACAUUAGCGAGAGGAGAAUUGCUGAACUACCAAACGACUCCGUUUUAUGAAAUCGUUAUUAAAGCUUUUGAUAGCGCAGAUGCACGUUUGUUUAGUGAAACGUCAAUUCGUGUUGUGGUGGAGGCGGUCGUCUUCUCUCAUCCCUUCUUUAUGGACCGAUUAUACCGUGCGGAAAUAUCAGAAAAUUUACCAAAUGGCAGUUUGGUACUAAGCGUGGAAGCUCUCGUUAAUGACAAGUCGAGUGGCGCGGUAUCAUACAGACUGACCGAUCAACGGUCACCACCGACAAUGAAACGUGUCGAGGCAUUCGGCAUCACCGACAAUGGCCACAUUCAAGUAUCCGACUCAUCUCUGCUCGACUACGAGAACGUGAAAGAAAUUCAUCUUACCGUGAUUGCAUCUCUAGCGGGGACGCGCUUGCUCACGGCCGAGACCGCCGUCAUCGUCUCACUCAAUGACACCAAUGACAAUCGUCCACAAUUUACGAAUGAGACAUUUACCGGCACGAUCUCUAUUGAUGAUCCCGUUGGCACGACCAUCGUCAUAGUGACGGCAACCGAUGCAGAUUCUGGCUCCAAUUCUAUGGUCACAUAUGAUUUGGCAGUGGCAGACGCUGAUCAACCUCUAAAUGUGACUUCAUCUGGUGUCGUCAUUCUUAGUCGGUCUCUCGAUCACAGCACAUCCGACCUAUACCUAUUCACAGUGGUAGCUUAUGAUGGCGGUCAGCCGUCUCUAUCCGGCACCGCUUCUGUUCAAGUUACCGUUCAAUGUUCCUCCUCCGGUCGGUGUGGAUCCGUACAAUCACCAAAUUCAGUGUCAGGUGCACCGUCGGCAAUUGUUAUUGGAUGUUCUGUCGGUGGUGUGGUGCUCAUCAUCGCUCUUCUCAUCCUCGUUUUUGUCCUACGGGCUCGGACAACAAACAAAGGAAACAAGGAGAACAAAGAGAUUGUACCCGACGAGAAGGAUUCGUCUGGCUACAAUCGAGAGACUGCCAUCGGUUUUUCGAAUCCGGUCUACAGUCCGAGUGUCGAAAAUCCGGACGACGCGUACGAGAGUUUGGACGACACGCGGACGCAGUCGGCUCCGACUGUAAUAACACGACAGUGUAACAGAGUUGCCGGAAGCGAGCGCAAACGGGUACGAGAUGGUCCGCUACGUAAGUCGGUACCGACGAAGGAAGCUGAUAUGUGUGAGGAUACGGAUGCGGAUAGAGCGGACGGUAGUGUCGACACUCACCUCUGAUGUCUGCCGUAUUUCGUGACUGACGAUGCUGUUUAGAAGAAAGGAAAAGUAGUGAAGAGAAAUGAUGUUACUGUAAAUGUCGAUGUCUGUCGUUUCCGUCACAAAACUUGAUGUGAUGAUUGCUCAAGCCGCAUGCUAGCUAGAGUAUCAUUUGUAGGGUUGGAAGGAAAAUAGUAUUUUGUUUUUUCAAAUUGUUGAAUUUCAAUUUUACUGUUUUCAUGUCA
Molecule: messenger RNA, 7568 nt
Organism: Corticium candelabrum
Lineage: Eukaryota; Metazoa; Porifera; Homoscleromorpha; Homosclerophorida; Plakinidae
Exons: 23
Coding region: 1-7344 (2447 amino acids)
Biological process (GO): cell-cell junction assembly; adherens junction organization; cell morphogenesis
Cellular component (GO): plasma membrane; adherens junction; catenin complex
Molecular function (GO): cadherin binding; calcium ion binding
Source: RefSeq, a predicted model, not a curated record